Messenger RNA from Manacus vitellinus (golden-collared manakin), 2215 nucleotides. RefSeq names its product F-box/LRR-repeat protein 21-like. Gene Ontology annotation, molecular function: protein binding. The record is from RefSeq and is a predicted model, not a curated record. The transcript has 6 exons. Lineage: Eukaryota; Metazoa; Chordata; Aves; Passeriformes; Pipridae. Gene Ontology annotation, biological process: SCF-dependent proteasomal ubiquitin-dependent protein catabolic process; G2/M transition of mitotic cell cycle; entrainment of circadian clock by photoperiod. Gene Ontology annotation, cellular component: cytosol; SCF ubiquitin ligase complex; nucleus. The coding region runs from base 625 to 1935 and encodes 436 amino acids.
UGAUAAUGCAAAUACUGAAUAAUUUACUGUUUGCCUUGUGCUGUUGACCAGUACAAUGUAAAUGCAGUUGCAACACUUGUUUCCUAUCAGUUUUGUGUUUAAUCUGAUCUCACAGUUCUCUCAGUGCCAGUAUUUGCAGUGUGGGAUGAGCUGCCUUGUGUUAAGAUGGUGCCCUCAAGCUCCUUUACUAAAGCAAGAAAAUGUAUAAAUUGAUGCCAAUGUACUUUCCUAUAAUUUUUGCACUGUGUGUAGUAUGAGGAUUAUUUUUUUCAAAACUAAUAAAGGUUUUUGUGGCAUUUUACCUGGACAGGAGGGGAAAGCAGACAGAUGCAUGUGAGUGCCCCAUGGCUGCAGCUGCCUCAGUUCAUUCACUUACUGCCAAGUGUAACUUGGAAGCAUUCUUUAGGUCGGUUCAUCUUCUGGAACCCGUCCCUGCCUUCUGGUUAAGGACUCCAUGCACACACACAGGAUGACUCAACAGUGGGAUGGAUGUUCAGAUACCAGAAAGGUGCUGGUAACUUGACAGGAACCUCCACAUUCUUUGGGAGCCCUGCUGUGCGUGAGCCCUUCCAGGAAACUGCCGUUUGAACACAUCGGAUCGUUACAGCCCCUGAAACUUCCACGAUGAAGAGAGCUGGGCAGAGAGUUGUGGUUGGAACUGAAGCUCCUCACACAUCACAGACAAGCAAAAAACAGAAAACUAGUUCAUAUGGCUCAGUGUUUGGUGAAUCUGCCCUAUGCACCUCGAUGGACUGGGGCAGCCUCCCCCACCACGUGAUCCUGCGUGUUUUCCAGUUCCUCACUCUGGUGGAUCGAGCCAGGGCGUCUUCUGUUUGCCGAAGGUGGAAUGAGGUUUUUCACAUCCCAGAUCUCUGGAGGAGAUUUGAAUUUGAACUCAGCCAGCCAGCCACUUCUUACUUAAAGUCUACCCACCCAGACCUCAUUCAGCAGAUUAUCAAGAGGCACGCUGAUCACCUGCAGUACGUCAGCUUCAAGGUUGAUAGUAGUACUGAGUCAGCAGAAGCAGCUUGUGACAUCCUUUCUCAGCUGGUGAAUUGUUCAAUCAAGACACUGGGUUUAAUCUCUACAGCAAAGCCAAGCUUCAUGAAUGUCUCUAAGGCUCAUUUUGCUUCAGCACUGACAGUAGUUUUUGUAAACUCCAAGUCAUUAUCAUCAAUCAAGAUAGAUGACACACCAGUUGAUGAUCCUUCCCUGAAGGUUCUUGUUGCUAACAACAGUGACACUCUAAAACUGCUAAAAAUGAGCAGCUGUCCUCACGUUUCACCUGCUGGCAUUCUUUGUGUCGCUGAUCAGUGCCACGGACUUAAGGAGCUGGCUUUGAACUACUACAUCUUAAGUGAUGAGCUUCUGCUGGCUCUGUCGAGCGAGAAGCACGUCGACCUCGAGCACCUUCGCAUCGACGUCGUGAGCGAGAACCCCGGGCAGGUGGAAUUCCACACCAUCAAAAAGCAAAGCUGGGACGCUCUGGUCAAGCACUCCCCCAAAGUGAACAUCGUGAUGUACUUCUUCCUCUACGAGGACGAGUUUGACGUGUUCUUCCGGGAGGAGACGCCGGUCACACACCUGUACUUCGGGCGCGCCGUCAGCAAAGCGCUGCUGGGCCGCAUCGGCAUCAACUGCCCGCGGCUCAUCGAGCUGGUCGUGUGCGCCAACGGGCUGCAGCCCCUGGAUGCUGAGCUCAUCCAGAUCGCCCAGCGCUGCAAGAACCUCACGGCCAUGGGCCUGGGGGAGUGCGAGGUGACCUGCAGGGGCUUCGUGGAGUUUGUGAAGGUGUGUGGGGGCAGGCUCACCCAGCUGUCCAUCAUGGAGGAGGUGCUGAUCCCAGACAGCGAUUACAGCUUGGACCGGCUGCAUUUGGAGGUCUCCAAGCACCUCGGCAGGAUGUGGUUUCCUGAUAUGAUGCCAACGUGGUAAAUUCUCUCUCCGUUUGUGGAUAAAGGGGUGAAAUCAGGGUGUUGCUUUCUAUGCAAAUAAGGAAUUUCAAAAGGAAAUGUGAAAACUUACUUCCAGAUUUGAGUUUUUCUACCUUGAGAACCUCUGGUAGACUAACAGCAAAACACUCUAGAAUAUUAAUUGUAUAUUGAAAUAGAAGAUAGAUUAAAGUGUACUUAACAGUUCUGUGGUUUACAGGUGCUUCAAACUUCAGUGAACUUGGGCUUCUCUGAACUUCAGUUUGAAUGUUCUGUUCACUUUA